AUGCUUGGAUGUGAAACUGUGCCAUGCUGUGCCUUGAGAAUUGACCGUGCAAGCGAAGCAAAGCCAACCAACACGAAGGAAAUUUCACCUCCUCCGAGGUACAUCCGUGGUUUGAAUUCUGACCAGGUUUCAUCCAGACUUCUUGCUGGAGAGGUGGAACUGAGAGAUGCAGAACUUGAAGUCGGGCCUUUGCAGAGCCUCCUUGCCGGUACCCUGCCAUACACGUUGGAGGUCUCGGCUGCAUCCUGCGACCGGAUCUUGCUGACGGUACCUUGGAGUGCUCUUCGCUCCCGGCCUCUGAGAGUGGAGAUCGGCCACGUGCGUGCGCAGGCGCUGCAUACCGUGACUAGCAAGGGGCAUCCCGUUGUCGCCUCGGACUGCCAGGUGAAGGUGCAUGACGUGCACGAUGCAGCUUGGGCAGAGACAUUCGCACUGGCUGCUGCAGCAGCAUCUGCACAUGCGAGAGAGAAACAUCUUGGAGCAAAAGUGAGGGACAACAAGAAGCACCCACUGCUGGAUGUCAAGGUUGCAAUGCUCGAUGGCCUGCACAUCUCCAUCGCAUCCCUGCAGCUGAUGCUGUCUAGCAACCGGGUUUGCUUUCGAUCUGCGCCUGAAGGGCAUCACAUUGCAGCCUCUACGGGAUUCCGAGAAAAAGGCCAAGUUCCGCCAGAGAAGCAAAAGCUGGACGUCCGCAAGCAGAAGGUGCUGGAGCUGCAGAAUCUCGAGAUUUCAGCUGCCCACCUCACCAGCCUGACUGGUUUUGGCCUGGCACUGUUAUCGGUAUCUGGAUGCAGUCUGGACACAGUGGAGGGCAGGGAUGUUGGCUACCUCGAUGGGCAGAACGGCUCUGCCAGAAUGUCGCCAACACCGCGGGACGUCCGUGCAAGUGCAAGCCUGCGAGAGCUUCGCGCAUGCUUAGGUCGAACAGAAGUUGUUGGUUUGAGCACUCUGCUGCGCCAUGUUGUGCAGCCUACCAUGCCACCAUUAAGACUGCUCAGUGCGGAAACGCAAAAGCAUGUUGGAGAGAUCCUUGCCGCAAGGGGGAAGGCUCAACUUAUCAAGCUGCAGCGUCGGAUGCGUGCAGGCAAAGAAGCAUCCACGAUUGCAAAGGGUACCUCUGGGAUGGCUCAUGUGGCGCAGCGGGCUGCAACUGGUGCUGUUGCAGAUGCCGCAGCAGCUGCUGAUGCAGCGGCUGAAAAGGCCCGUCGAACAGCUGCAGUGGCGGUUCAGAGUGCUGAACGCGCAGCAGCUGCAGCGCAGCGUGCCACACACAGUGCUUCGCAAGCAUUAGGCGGUGCACGACGCACUGGACAGGCUGCAGCUGAAAAGGCCUUGGGACACGCAGCAUCAACGUCCAAGAAAGCUUUGGGCAGCUUGGGCACCUUCAUGCGUGGAAAUCUGAGCGGUAAGCUUCCAUUCGCAGCAGGUGCAACCACCAAGGCGCUGACUUGUGGAACAGCUCCUGAAAUGUCUGCUCGCUCAGCAGCCCUGAGUUUGGAGGAGCAGGAAGAGCUGCAGUUUCAACAGGACAUGGAAGCGCCAACAGCUGAAUUUCCGCGUGAUACCCAUGAGAUCGAUGAGCAUGAGCAGCGUGCAGCAGACCAGGUGUUCAGCAGCAUGUGCCAAGAGGACGUCGACGAUCCCCAGGAUCCUGAGGAUCAUGAGCGUGUCCAGGAUGCCGAGGAUGUCGAGGACGUUGAGGAUGCUGACGAUGCUGAUGAUGCUGAAGAUGCUGAGGAGGCCGAGGAUGAAGAUGAAGAUGCAGAGAUCGCUCUGGACCAGGAUGGUGCAGCGCAUAGUUCUGAACAAGGCAUUGGGGAAGGUUGCAGCAGCCAUCUGGCCAUGGGCAAGUGGAGAUUGCCCAAUCUUCGCGUGCUGAAUCUGCAUGUUGCGUUUAAUAGAAUCUCCGUCAUUCUGCCGGCAGAUACAAAGGAAUGCAAGGAAGUGAUCUUGGAGAUGCUGAAUCUAAACCUGACUUUGGAAGGUUUGAUGCAGUUGCCUGUGCCAGAGAGGCUGUGCCUCAAGAAAUUAGGCGUUCUGAAAUGCUCUGAAGCCCAUGAAAUUGUGGAAGCUCCUGGCAUGAGCGGAAGCUGUGCAGUUACUUUGUGCUCCUUUGAGCUUUUUCUGGUACAGGAGGACAGACAUUCUUUGGUCAGAUUGUGCCCAAAAGCUUUGUGGGCAGCUAGCCUGCGCCUUGUUGGAGAGAAGGCGCCGGUCAGUUUGAAUGCUGAGGCGUGUGUGCAUGGACUUGAACUCUGUCCGUAUCCCGCGGCUUUGGAGAGUUUGGGAUGCAUACUAACGAUUUUCCAAGAGGCAAGUGAGGCAUUGGAGUCAGUUUUCAUGCCUGACUACUCAGACGCCUUGCCCAAGUCGGAGUGCACAGAUAUGGAUUGUUUGAGUCUCUCAUCCCAGGCAGUGCUGCACCUGGAUCUUGUGCUGCGUGACGUAGUUGUCGAUCUAUCUCUCAUGGCACCAGUUCCCCUAAGGCCACUUCGACUUGUCUUGCCCCGCGUGGAAGCUAGAGUGGUGGGGAGUUUACCGUCACCAGGCAGCCACCCGGACCAGCCCAUCCGUUCUUGCCACCUACACCCGCCGCAUCCGCCGCCGUGGCACGUGUCUUCCUUGGCAAAGGGUGCGAAAGCAGACCCUGACUGGCACGUUUACGGUUGUCUUUGUGGCAGAUGCGACGAAGCAGAGUCAAGGAGUAUCUCAAGUUGGGAACUGCUUGUAACUGAAAGGCAGUGGCAGAGCAUCAAGCCAGAUCACCACGACCACAGUGCGCGUCCGCCUGACUCCAGACGCGUCUUGCUGCGUCAAACCGAGAUUCUGCGGCUUUCUGCAUCAAAGCUGCAGGCCUUCGAACAGAUGCAGCUCCAGGACAAGCUAGCAGAGGAACAGCAUGCACGAAGCACUGCAAGCGUAAUUCGGGAGAAGGUGCAUCGAUUCCCUGAGAUGGUGGAACUCUUUGAAAGCAAUCCUGAGAUCUUCGAAUCCGAGCUGGAGGCGCAGUUGGAAAACCUUCGUGUGGAACUGCGAGCCUUGGAUGUGACACGGCGGGAGGAUGAGCAGGAGAUGAGAAACAGAGAACGUGAGGCUUCUUCCAGAUUGGCAACAGCCCGUGCCGGAGCACGAGAACAGCGAGAACAGGAACUCCAGCAGCAGUUAGAGGAAGAGCAGCACAUCAGCGCAGCACUCAGGAAGCUCGUGGCAGCCCAGGAAGCGAUCCUGAAGGAGUUCUCAGAGGGUGGGAAAAUGGCCCAGGGAUACCGCGCAGGAGUAGCAGAGGCAGGUGCAAUAGUGAAGAAGGCAGAAGCCGGCGUCGCCCUACUUCACUGUGCUCUGGGGGCUCAGGCUUCCAACAGCUCUGGGCAGGCUUUGGGAAGUGCUUCGGAAGCGAAGGACAUUGCAGGGCUGGACUCCUGGUUGGCGUCACUCAAGCUGGAAUACUGCGAAUCUCGCGCUCGUGACUGGUGUAAGAGGCAAGGCCAUACCAGCUUGGAGCAGGUCUUCUCUGCAUGGCAGGCGCUGGCUGAAGCUCUUGCUCUGCGUCCCCUGGACACAAGGCGCUAUCGUCUUCUUGAGGCCAUUGGCACAGGUGCCACGUCCAGGGUUUCGCGAUGCGUGGACAGCGAUGGCAAUGUGCGGGCCGUGAAGCGGAUUGGUCUAUCCAGACUGCGCCGACAGGGCAACUUCAGGCAAAUUGAGGAGCGGCUGCACCAAGAGGUUGCCAUCCACCUAUCCUUGCAGCACCCGAGGAUCGUAGGACUCCUGGACGUGGUGGAGAUGGAAGAGGAGUUGCGCCUCGUGAUGGAGUAUUUGGGCGGCGGCACGUUGGACCAAAUCGUGGCUUGUGGGCCCCUCAAUGAAGUUCAGGCCUCCGACGUCUUCCAGCAGAUUGCCGAAGGCUUGCAAUACGUGCAUUCCAGGGGGUUUGCGCAUGGUGAUCUCAAGCCUGCCAACAUCCUCCUCUUAGACUCCGAGCGCUUGGAGGUCAAGCUGGCAGACUUUGGCCAUUCUAAAAUUGUGGAUGACGCCCUCGCUAUUGAUAUUGCUGGCACCCCCUUAUACAUGGCGCCAGAGCUCUUUGCAAAGGAGGCCGUGGAUGUGCGCGCCGCAGAUCUUUGGUCCCUUGGAGUGAUUCUCUACGAGCUUCUCACAGGGCGGUGCCCUUUCAACGGUAUCUCCGGUGAGCUUCAGAACGCUAUCCAGAAGUGUGAGAUAUCCUUCUGGGUUGGCGACAACAUUCCAAUCCCAAGCACAAGCGCGCAAUCUUUGGUAAAGGCGCUGCUCAGGCGAGAUCCCUCGAGGCGAGCUGCAUUGGAGUGGUGUUUGAUCCACUCCUUUGUAGCGGGCCCCGGAACCGUUGGACGCCUCCUUCUCCGCGAUGGCCUGCGUGCGACUGAGGUCUUGGAAUCGGAAGUUGCAGAAGCCAUGCUUGAAGAGCGCUACAUGCUACCGCCACUGACUGAAAUGCAUGCACGAGAACUCCGCAAUGAUCUGCGCAGGUGGACGUUGAAGUUCCGGUGCGCCGCAAUAACUACUGGCCGCGAGGUGUUGGCCAACUACGGUCUUGCAAGCCUGGCGCACUGCGCUCGCGAGCGCAUGCGCAUUGAGACGGCAUGCGCAGAGCUUCUUUUGGUCAUGGCAUUUCAUACCGGUGCCAAGCGCCCAGCUGCCAGCAACGUCGAGGACAUGCUGCAGUCGACGUCCAGUCGGGUUGGCGCAAAAACGUCUGCCGACGGCCUUCCAUCCAGUGCUGGUGCUGCUGGUCCUUUGGGUGAACCAGGGCGGAAAGAGCCCUUGGUGGAGGACAAGCUUUAUGAGGAUGAAGCAGCGGCAAGACAACGGCGCCUCGCAGCCCGACAGAAGGCCAACCGAACAUGGAAUUUCAGUGGGCGGUCAGGAUACAGAGAAAAACCCGGAGUCAGAACGGCAGUUGAUCCUGUUUUCCGUGACCAAGAGGUGCAGCUGCAGCAAGCACGACGACAAGCGUUCAGCCGAGGUUUGCGGCAAAAGCCCGAAAAUUGCGAGAGGUGA
Molecule: messenger RNA, 5037 nt
Organism: Symbiodinium pilosum
Lineage: Eukaryota; Dinophyceae; Suessiales; Symbiodiniaceae
Source: the annotation of a GenBank genome assembly